AAGUGUUCCUAGAAGGGAGGAAAUAGAAAAAUAAUGAGCGAAAGAAAAAAAAUUUAAAGAAAUAAGAAAUAAAAAAAAAGGAGAAAUCUGACACCUUAGUAUCCAAAUUAACAAAUUUUUUUUAAAUGAUCAAAAAAGGGAAUGAGUAAAGGCAAUUUACCCAAAAAUAAAAAGGGUAGAAAGGUUUUUCUGACUGAAGUAUUGAUGUCCGAACCUAAUCUAAAACCUUAAACCCUUGGAAAAAUAUCAGUGUAACCGAUAGUGUACAGAUUCCUUCAUUUCCUCUCCGAUCUCCACAAAAUACUGGCCAAACCACCAAUAGCUUUAACUGCUAUAUCUCGCCAGACCCAGACAGAGAAAUGGGGUCUACCCUGGAAGCAAAGAGUUUGAGAAAGGCGGUGGUGCCACCAACGCUCCUAGAGAACCCAUCUCCUGGAAACCUCCAGUCAACUCGCCUUGCCCUCCAUGUGAAUGAGGAUUCCUCCUCUUGCUGGGUUUACAUUGCAUCCGGAUGCAACAUCUACAGACUUCAAAUUCCGCUGGAAGAUUCUUGGCUUAGCACAGGGAAAGAAGGCCUCCUUAUUCCGGAGACAAAAGAGGUUAUAGAAUCUUCGUUACUUAAACGGUGCCCUCAUCGUUCAGAAAUCCAAAGUAUUGUACUUACUGAAAUAGAAAGCACUGGUUACUUAGUAUUGGCAAGUGUGGAUGCUUAUGGUCAUCUUAUUGUCUCUAAACUGGAUGCCAGUGGUAAAGAUGUUGACAAGAUUACUUAUUCAGUGUUACCUCGGGAUUUUGGUGUUGGAGAAGGUAGUUGGUCUGGGGUUUGCUUCAGUCCAAUUCAAUGGUCCAUGGCAGCUGUGGCACGAAGCUUCUGCAAAAGUGUUGAUGUUUAUGACCAGGAUAUCCAUCUUCGGACUUUGCGUACACUUUGGUAUCCAUCUUCGCUAAGCUUCAUACGGAAUUUAGGUCAUGGGAAUGAGAGUUCUAUAUUAGCCGUAACUGAAGGCUGCCAGUUGUCUGUAUGGGACUUGAGAAUAAAAGAAAAUGGUGGUUGUCUAAAUCGUAUUUGUGGUUCUGCUGGAGAUAUCUUUUAUGCUGUCUGCAGUUCUUCAACUGGUAAUAUUGCAGUGGGUGGUGCUGAUCGAACUGUGACUAUCUAUGAUCCCCGCAGAUGGUCAGCAAUUUCAAGAUGGGUGCACUGUUCAAAAUAUGAGAUUACUGGACUUGCUUUCUCGUCUCUUGACCCUGAUUACAUCUUUGUUCAAGGGGUUGAUUAUGAGGUUUUCUGUGGGCAGUGGCAAGAAAGCAGUAAGGUAUUUUCAUUUAGAGGAGACUCAAAUUGGCUGGGAUUCAGUAAGUGCUCUAACAGGGAUAUACUUGGUGGAUGGUGUGAUUCGGGUAGCAUUUUUGUAGUUGAUGUUAUAGCUAAAGGAUAGUGAAAAGGCCACCUUGAAGUAAGUGUUGUUAAUGGAUUUUCCUAGUGGCUGUUCGUUGGCCUUCUAAUCCAGGAAUUCACAUUUAACUCCUAAACAUGUUUAAUCUAAGGCUUUCACUUA
Molecule: messenger RNA, 1556 nt
Organism: Gossypium raimondii (Peruvian cotton)
Lineage: Eukaryota; Viridiplantae; Streptophyta; Magnoliopsida; Malvales; Malvaceae
Exons: 13
Coding region: 360-1436 (358 amino acids)
Molecular function (GO): protein binding
Source: RefSeq, a predicted model, not a curated record